This is a messenger RNA of Chelonus insularis, 1500 nucleotides long. RefSeq names its product steroid receptor RNA activator 1-like. The record is from RefSeq and is a predicted model, not a curated record. Lineage: Eukaryota; Metazoa; Arthropoda; Insecta; Hymenoptera; Braconidae. Bases 153 to 830 code for a protein of 225 amino acids. The transcript has 3 exons. Gene Ontology annotation, cellular component: nucleus. Gene Ontology annotation, biological process: regulation of transcription by RNA polymerase II.
ACAUAGGAUGAACAUUUCAAGCUUCAUUCCGCUGUUGACCUCAUAUGUUUACUACGCACAUUGUCCUCAAUGGCGGAAAAAUAAACAAUAAAAUCGCAAAAUCUACUUCUUAUAGUAUUCAAUCAUAAAAUAAAUUGAUUCAAAUAUAUUAUAUGAUGGAGCCUGAUUCAGAUCAACCGGUAGUUUCAACUCAAAAGAAAUUACAAGCUUCACAUGAUCCAGGCUGGAAUGAUCCACCCAAAUGGGCAUACAGUCCGACUCCAAAUGUUAGCAAUACUCCGACAAAGAGACUAUUAAACAAAAGGGUGGCAUUUCCACUUAAUUCUGCUUCAUCUACUCCAUCGUCAAUACAAUCCUCAUCUUCACACAAUUUACCACCACCUAAUUUACCUCCUUUAGUGCAAACUACUAAUUUAACAUCAGCACCUCAUGCACCUAUGUUAGCACCUUCAAGUGUCUCACAAGAAUUUUCAGCUUCAGAGCAUUUAAUUGAUAAAGAGCAAGCAUUAAAUGAUACUCUGACUAAUUUGCAAAGUUUAAUCGUUGAUUUAAAACUUAAAGAGGACAAUAAAAAAGAGGAUAUACAAAAGAGAUUGGAGGUAAUGAAAAAUAUGUGGGAGGAAAAUAAAUUGACCGAUCCAAUUCAUGAAAGAAUUUUGCAGUUAUCUGAAGCUCUCAAAGAAAAAGACAUUGAAAAAGCUGAUAAAAUUCAUAUGGAUCUCAUCAUGAAUUAUGCUGCUGUCUGUAAUAGUUGGAUUCCUGCAAUAAGACACAUUAUUUUAGAAAUGAGAGAAAAGAGUAAAAGUAAUAGCAGUGCAGAUGGUAAAUAGUUUAUUGCCCAAUUCAGGAGGGAAGAAAGAGAUUUCAAUUCGCUUGUAAAAUUGCCUCUUCAACUACCAGAGGAUAACGAUCAUGCGAAUUAAAAUGGCUAACUUCUUUUCUAUUUAAUGCAUGAUUUUUUGUCAUAUUUUCUCGCAAAGUGUCUUUUUCAAGGAAUUCGACUUUUCCGUGAAAAUAUGGAAACAAACAAUUUCAAUCAGUACUUUGAUUACUUCCUAUAGACUUUACAAUAUGGAAUAUUUCUUUAUACAUUAGAUGUUAUUGUGUUGAUCUGAAGUAAUAUUCAUUGACAUUUUUAUGAUUAAAGUGUUAUUUAUAUACAAUUUAGACUCUGAAAACAGUUCGAUAAUGAUGAAAAAAUUGUGAUGAAUUAAAUAAGUUAAGAUAAAAAUUGAAUUAAUUAAAGGAACAUCAUUGGAUGUGAUAAUUUUCAUAGGUACAGGGAUUGAAGAUAAUGAAUUGACCGAUAUUCUCGAUGGUUAAAGCAUCGGUGCAUAUGGGCAGUCGGUCAUAAAUAGAUAGUAAAUUUAAUUGCAAGUCGUAAUUCAUGUACGAGCAUCAGAUGCGUUCAAUUAAUUGCACAAGUUUACUCGUGUAAUAAUAAUAUAAUCCAAUCUUUUUUAAUGUCGUUUCAUUAUAAAGUCGUAACUUUAUUAAAUC